Messenger RNA from Iphiclides podalirius (scarce swallowtail), 2079 nucleotides. Lineage: Eukaryota; Metazoa; Arthropoda; Insecta; Lepidoptera; Papilionidae. The record is from the annotation of a GenBank genome assembly.
AUGGAAGUGAAUGGUGUUAUUUUAUGCGACAAUCUAAUCAAGUGGUUACAGACAUUAAAUCUUACCGCUAAACAUGGAAAUCCAUCGGACUUAUCAGAUGGUGUGGCAAUUGCUGAGGCUCUUACUCAAAUAGCACCAGAAUAUUUUACACCUGCUUGGGUUUCAAAAAUUAAGACAGAUGUAGGACAAAAUUGGAGAUUGAAAGUAAGCAAUCUGAAAAAGAUUUUGGAGGGAGUGGUUGAUUAUCAUCAAGAUAUCCUUAAUUUGAGUCUACAGGAGUUUUCAAGGCCUGAUGUUGUCAAUAUAGCUGAAAAUGCUGACCCUUCUGAUUUGGGAAGGCUUUUGCAACUGGUUCUCAGUUGUGCAGUUAACUGCAAUAAAAAGGAAGAGUAUAUCACUCGCAUUAUGGGGCUUGAGUUAUCAUGUCAGCGCUCAAUAAUGCAGGCAAUACAGGAACUUGAGACGUUGACGCUGGGACCGAACCGCGGCAGCUUGCAUUUGGAGCCGGCGGUCACGGAAACCGAUGUUGACAUGAGAGAGGCCCUGGCUCAGCGAUGCCAUGAACUCGACAAUCAGGUGAAGAUCCUCCAAGAGGAGAAGAUGACGCUGCUCAGCGAGGUGAGCCGGCUGAGCGCCGCGCAGGCGGGGGGCGGCGGGGGCGGCGGGGGCGAGGGGGCCGACCGCGACCUGGACGAGGGGGGCGCGUCGCUGGGGCCCGCGCACGCCGGCACGCUGCGCUACAGCCACAUGCGCGCCCAGCUCGACGCGCUCAAGGACGAACUCGACAAGCUCGAGCUGCAGCGCGACGACCAGCGCGCGCGCGCCGACAGGCUCGAGCGCGAGCUCGCCAUGCUCAAGCUGAGGAACGAGGAGCUGCAGAUCGCCGCUUCGGAGAACGUAGCGCUGAAGGAUGAAGUGGACGCGUUACGGGAGACCGCCGCGAAGGCGACCGCUCUGGAGUCAACGGUCGCCUCCUACAAGAAGCGGAUGGAAGAACACGUCGACUUGAGGAGACAGGUGAAGCUGCUAGAGCGCGUCAACAUGGAGCACUUGCAGCGUGCCAUAGAGCACGAACAGGCGGCAACCCGGGCCAACGCAAUACGCGCACAACUCGAUAUAUACAAGAAACAGGUGACCGAUCUGAACGAGAAGCUGGACGCGGAGAUAACGAAGGCGGACAAACUGGAGAUUGAGAACAAGAAGCUGAGCAGCCACGCGGCCUCUGUGCAGCGGGAGAGGGACGCGCUUCUGGAGGAGCGCGCCAGGCUGCGGGAAACCGUCGACGAGUUGCGCUGCUCCGCCGUGCCCGCAGGUGCCAGUGAAGGUAACGUGUCUAAAGAGCUUAUGCCGAAUGAUCUCAAAGACCGUUUGAUACGACUCGAACAUGAGAAUAAACUGCUGCGCCAAAACCAGGGAGCUCAAGCUGACCAAGCAUCGGUACAGGCGUUGCUGGAGGACUACGCGGCGCGGCUGGAGAAGCAGCGCACGCUGAACCGCGAGGCCAACCAGCGCAUCAUGCAGCUCGAGGCCACACUGGAAGCGCCGCACCCACGCCUCGCUAGCGCAAUGGAGGACAACCAAAGGAAAUCGCUGCAAGUGGAAGAGCUGCAAGCGGCCCUAGGCGAGGAGAGGCGGCGCGUGGGCAAGCUGCAGGAGGCGCUGGCGGCGCGCGAGGCGGAGCUGCUCGCGCACGAGGACAAGUACAAGAAGUGCGUCGAGAAGGCGAAGGAGGUCAUCAAGUCGCUCGAUCCGAGGACGGUGACGCCCGGUCAGCAAUCGUUGUCCGACAUUACGUUGGGCUACUCGCGAGCGCAGAACAGCGCCGCCGCGGCCCGACCCGAUGCGCCUCCACCCAACAACAAUCGACACGAGUGGAGCGGGAGUGGGAGCGAGGACGCGCGCGCCGGCAGCAACGAGCAGCGGCUGCUCGCGUCCGCCUGGUACCAGCUCGGCAUGAGGUGCCACCGCGAGGCCGUGGAGCAUCGCUUCGCCUUGCGGGCGGGCGGCCACUCGUUCCUGGCGCGCCAGCGGCGGCAGCAGCCGCGCACCCGCCCCCCCGCCACCUCCACGCCCGCGCCC